This is a messenger RNA of Styela clava, 4959 nucleotides long. NCBI's taxonomy places the organism in Eukaryota, Metazoa, Chordata, Ascidiacea, Stolidobranchia, Styelidae. The record is from RefSeq and is a predicted model, not a curated record.
AUGUAUCAUUUUUGUGUAAUUCUUGUAUGUGUCUGCUUGUUUAUACAAUUUAGAAUCUUAAUUCUAACAUAUUUCUUACAUAAAAUCCUUGUUACUAUGGAUAAACUAUCGAAUUCUGAAGUUGACAGGGGUGGAGAUUGUAUCAAAAUAUUUGUUCGUGUUCGUCCAGCGGUUACAGAAACAAAUGUUUGCUUGACUGUCAAAUCUGAACAAGAAAUAAUUCUCCAGAAUCACUCAAAUCCGAAAUUGUAUCAAUUCGAUCAUGUCGCCGAUCAGGUGACAACUCAGGAAACUGUCUUCAGUAGUGUUGGAAGACAAAUUGUUGAAAGUUGCGUAGAAGGCUACAAUGGAACCAUAUUUGCUUAUGGGCAAACUGGAUCAGGAAAAACCUACACAAUGUUGGGUCCAGGUGAAGAUGCCAUGGCAAGCUUUGAACACAGAUUGAGAGGAAUUAUACCAAGAAGUCUGCAAUAUAUGUUUGAACUUAUUCAAAAAAAACAAGAAAUGCAUGGAAAACAAUUUGAAUGCACAUGCAGAGCAUCGUUUCUCGAGAUAUACAAUGAACAAGUGUUUGAUUUACUCGAUCCUUCAAGUCCGAAACUUCAGGUUCGAGAAUCGAAGAAUCGAGGAGUUUUUGUAGAAGGAAUUAUUGAAAAAUAUGUCACAAGUGGCUCAGAAGCUUUUAAUAUAUUAUCAGAAGGUUGGUGUAACAGAAGAGUUGCUUCAACAUCAAUGAAUAGAGAGAGUUCCAGAAGUCAUGCUGUGUUUACAGUAACUGUCGAAACUAAAGAACAUACCGCUAGCAUUACCAAAGUGAGACAAUCUGUAUUAAAUCUUGUUGAUUUGGCUGGUUCUGAGAGACAAAAAGAUACACUAGCAAGCGGAACGCAGCUUAAAGAAGCCGGAAAAAUUAACGGGUCUCUUUCAGUUCUCGGACAAGUUAUCAUGGAAUUAGAUGAUGUUGCUCACAAUAAAACAAGACAUAUUUCUUACAGGAACUCAAAGUUGACAUUUUUAUUGAGGGAUUCUCUGGGUGGAAAUGCGAAAACUUUUAUAAUCGUUAAUGUUCAUCCGAACGCACAAUUCUUCGGUGAAACUACUUCUACUCUACAAUUCGCGGCACGAGCUAAACAAAUCAAAAAUAGAGCAAGAGUGAAUGAAAAUACUCAGGGAGAUUAUACACAAUUACAGACUGAGAUAGAAAGAUUGAAAGCCAUAAUAUGUCGAUAUGAAAGUAGCGGAAAAAACAGAACAUUAGCAAGUAUAAGUGAUCAAGUGGAAUCUGAACUUUCUAAAGAUUAUUAUUACGACGAUAUAAGACAAAUGUUUUUUAACGCGAUGCAAAUGAAUCACAGACUAAGAGACGAACUAGAAGCGACCAAAAAUCAUAUCACAAAAAUGAAUAACUUUAAUAUGUCCCGUAAUUUUAUUAUUAAAUUACGAGAUUCAAAAAUUUCUGAGUUGAGGAAAGGAAAAACUCCAGAAAGGGAUGAAGAGAUUGAAGCAUUGAAAAAAGAACUGCAAGCUGUGAAAGACCAGCUUUUGCAUAACCCUAAGGUUGCUUUACAAAAGACGAAAAUAACGGAGUUACAACACGAAGUCGAAAAACUUCGACAGACUACAUUAAGAGUCAAGCUAUUAAAAGAACAAGAAAAAGAACUGGAUCAAUUGUACGAGCAAUUGCUCAGUGAAAUGGAACCAGAUUCGUUCAUGCAUAGCAGAAGAGAAUCUGUUUUCGAUUCCAAUGGUUCGACACCAAAUUUUGUCAACGAUGCCGCUGACAAAGCAAAAAUAGCAGAAUUGGAACAAAAAUUGAAAUCCAGAAAUGAUGAAUUUGCACAAUUAGAAGAAAAGAACGCGAACCUUGAGGCUGAACUUAAAAGCACACAAAAUCAAGUGAAAGACUUGGAAGGAGUUUUACACGCUAAUCUAGCUGACGACACAAUGCAGCGAAGAAGAUUAAGUAAAAUGCAUGAAAAUGCCAUCAUUCGCAUCACAACACCCAAAAGAAAAAACACAGAAGGUGCUAGUUCGUCACGUUCCAAAAUAGCACGAGGUAGUUCGAUAUCAUCUGGAUUAGAUAGUUCCGAAGCACUUUUUGAUGAUGAUUUCUUUUUGAAUGUAUCGAUGUUAACGGAUCAAAAAAUGCCUGAAGUUAUGGAAAAAAUGGUCCAUGAAGAAUUACAGGAAGAACUUCAACAAGUCAAACAAGAAAUGGAAAAAUUUAAAGAAGAAAGCUUAUCUAAGGAUUGUGAUUUGGCUUCAGUCAGGAAAUCUGAAAAUACAUUGAAAGAAAAGUUAGCUUUAAUUACGCAGAAUCUUUCAGAUGCAAAAAAUCAACUAUAUUGGCUGGAAGCUGAUGCUGCGACACAUAAAGCGAAUCUUCAAGGUAAAAUGGAAGAACUUGAAGAGGCAAGGAUAAUGUUGGAAAGUCAAGGGGAAGUGAUAAAAGAACAUAAAGACAAAGAAAAGUCACUAACAACGAGAAUCACUAAUUUGGAAGCAGAGUUGUUCCAGAAGCAAAUCCACCAUUCUAAAAUAGAAAAAGAAAACGAAGAUUAUUUAAAAGAAGCGCAGACUUUAGAAGUUGACGUUUUGAAUCAAAAACUUGAACUCGAAUUCUUUGGAGGAAAAUUAAAAGAAAAAACUCAAUUGUUAGAAUCAGAACAAAUUAAAAAUAAAGACUUGAUUGCAGAUUUGAAGGAGAAAGAAGCACUUUUGAUACAAGAAAAAGAAAACUGUUUUACGCUGCAACAACAAUUAGAAGGUGAAAGUAAAACAACUUCUGAACAAUUAUCAUUAUUGCGCAAUUCUAAAUUUGAAUUAGAAAAAAGACUUGCAAUCAGGGAAGAAGAAAUUACUACACUGAAUACAGGGAAAGAACAUUUAAAUAUAGAAUUAGAAAAUGUGAAAAAGGAGAGAUUGGAAGAUCAGAUUGCUAUUAAAACACUGCAUAAACAAUACAUGGAAUUGCAAGGUUCUUAUUUUGAAAUGCAAAAUCAAAAUAUUGGAUAUGAAGCUGAAAUAGAGGAAUUUAGGGAAGAGAUGAAAAGAUCUGAGUCUUAUUUGGAAAAAGAAAGAAAAUUGAGGGAAACGUUUGAAAGGAAAUUGAAUGAUGAAAGAGAAAUUUAUAAAACAAAAGAAUCGAAAUAUGAAUUUCAGAUGGAGUCGUUACAAGAAGACGUGAUUUGCUGGAACGAACAAUAUUCUGCUUUAGAUAAAAAACUAAAAAUUGCAGAAGAAAAGGUGGAAGAUACUAAGAAAACCAUUGAAAAUUUACAAAAGGAAAUUAACAAAAGAGAAGAAAUAAUAAUUGAAAAAGGAAAGGAGACGGAGGUGAAAUUAAAAAAAAUUGAGAGCUUGAAAGAAGAAUUGGUUGAGAAACACAAGAUUGAACUUAGAGAAACAAGAGAAAUGUUGGCUAUGGAGUAUGAACAAAUGGUUUCAUCACUGAAAAACAACAAUAAAGAUCAAUCAAACCAACUUCAAGAUAUGCAAAAUCAACUCGAAGAAGCCCAGCAAUUCAGAAAACAUGCGGAAGAGGAACUUGAAAAGAUUCGGGCUAAAAAAGAAGAAUUGAUGACUGAAAAUGCUGCUUUAGCUGGACAUUCAAAUCAUCGUCAAAAAAUUCAGUAUUUGAUAAAAUUCAAAGAGAAAUACAAUACACUUGAAAUGGCACAUACCAAAACAGCUAUGGAACUGCAGAGAGCGUUGUUGGCUUUGAAGAAAUAUGAACCUGAUUUUAUUCCUUCUCGCAAUGCUCUUACCGUUAAUACCAGCAACAUGAGCAAUCAUCGCUCUCCUUUAAAGCCAAAAGAUGUGAAUGAUCAAAAUGAAUGUCAGUUUAUAACAGAGGGAAUAGAAAAUGCAUGACCAGAGCGAUGUGGAUUAGUUGGAAGAGAUAGAUAUUUUGUCAUCCGCAACAUAGAAUGAUAAAAUGCCAUAUCUGUUUUAUUGUUGUUGACAUAUCUGUUAUGUUGAUUAUUUUACAUUAGAAAUUGCUUUUUAAAUGAGCGCUAUUCAUGAGAGACUAUCGGACUGCAAUAUAGUUUGCAGAUUUGAUUCUUGAGGGCUACUCGCUGCCUGUACUGCCAAUCAAGUGCAAUUUGACUCUUCAGUCUUUGCUGGAGCUUUGACUAGAUCUUAUCAUUAAUAGCUAUUCGUUUGAAUGACGUAUUUGUUUUUGGUACCUCAUUAACAUAUAAACUCAAAAUAUGUAAUAAUUUCUCAACCUCCUUUGAUUUCAAUGUAAUGACUUCACAGAUAUAAUGAUGCGACCAUAGAAUAUAACAGCAUUAAUAUGCGCUGCAAGUUUGUGAUCCUCGUAAUAUAUAUUUUCAAAUAUUGAGUGAUUUUAAAAUUCUAUAUACCGGUAAUAGUUUGGCUGCAUCAAGUCUAACAAAAACUUGGACAACUUGAUAGAGUUUUAUUAUAAACCUUUUGGUAUUCCCAGCAAGGUAAAUGGUUCAAUUUGGAAUAGGCUCACUAAUACAAGGUAUCAAAGCAAUGCGAUCAAAAUGAUGUAAGGGUGCUUCUGCCAGAUCUAUCUUAUAAUAAUCUUGCGUAAUUUUCUGCCUUGAUUGAAUUGUCAGGCAAAGCUCUGCAUUGUGAGGCAUUGACCACUUUCAACACAGUAGUCAAUGCUUGCACCCCCUUGCAUGAAUUCUCUAAUUUUUUUCUUAUGUUUCUUUCAUUAAGUUAUAUAUUCACAUCUAAACUAUUUUUACCAAUAUACUUGGAAUUUUGAAAAAGCAAGUGAGGUAUGAUAAAAACCCAUUUGCGUCUCUGAGAAUUUUCUCUCUCGGAAAAUGAACUUGCUGAACGGAGCCGUAUUUUGGUAUUAAAAUAUUUGCAUUUUAUUUGUAAUCUAUUGGCGUUUAUACCUGUCCUAAACCAAAAAAAUGUUCUAUCGAAUGUAAUAUUCGUUUUUUCAUGAGAAUUUACGUAGAUUGCAAACAA